Molecule: messenger RNA, 276 nt
Organism: Rotaria socialis
Lineage: Eukaryota; Metazoa; Rotifera; Eurotatoria; Philodinida; Philodinidae
Source: the annotation of a GenBank genome assembly
AUGACCGAGAAAGAUAUUCAAUGGCUCACAUAUCAUUGUAAUGUAGAAUAUAUGCUUCAUACUGCAUUAGAACAAUUGUAUCGUAUCGAUAAUGAGGAUGACACCGAUUUCGAUAGCUCAAUAUUAAAUGAUUGUUCAAUAGUAUCAAGUAAAACAGAAGACAAUUCAAAUGAAACGAAAUUUAAAUAUCUUUUUAAUUUUACCAUUUAUCUAUGGGCUUUAUUAAUUAUUUGGAUUAUUUUUCAAAUGUCAACAUCUUCGUACUAUUUCAAAUGA